AUGCCGCCGCAGUUCCCCACCGGCAGCGCCAGGCCCUCCUCCGCCUCCGCCGCGCCCGCCGGCGGCGUAAAGAGGCCGUCUUUGCCCCCCACCACCUCCCUCUCCCCGCCGCCGGCCAAGAAGAUCGCCCGCCCGGCGUCCGCGCCCUGCCUCCCCGCGCUCUCCAAGAAGGUGCCCCCUCGCCCGGUGCCUUCGACCGCGGCCAGGCCGCGGCCGCCGCAGCCCCCGGCGUCGGCGUCGGCGGCGAGGGCCGCCGGGCCGCCCAAGAAGACGGCGCAGCGCCCGGCGGCGGAGGCGGAGGCGGCCCCGGGCCGCGCGGCCGAGAGCGUGCACCCGGCGCGGCGGCUGGCGUGCGGGACGGCCGUGUACGUGCGCACGCGCUACUACGUGGUGAUCGCCGACGGGACCGACAGGUGCUGCCUCCUCAUCUGGCUGCCGGCCAGGGUCGUCUCCUCCUCCGACGCCUACCACUGCAGCGUCAAGUACGCCGCCGACCUCCACGCCAUGUUCGCCGGCAAGAUCGUCCGUGUCCCCGUCAGCGACGUCCGCGUGGCGCCCAACCACCGCCCCUCCGCCGCCCCCGCCGCCGCCAAGGCCGCCCAGAGCCAGAGGCCCCAACAACAGGCGCCCUGA
Molecule: messenger RNA, 633 nt
Organism: Aegilops tauschii subsp. strangulata
Lineage: Eukaryota; Viridiplantae; Streptophyta; Magnoliopsida; Poales; Poaceae
Source: RefSeq, a predicted model, not a curated record